AUGGCCAAACACGACAUCCUCAUCGAAGCAAUGAGUUUCGAAACCCUCGUCAAAGCUGAUAUCGGUUACUUCAAUUCCCGCGAAAUGCUCUUCGGACUGCUCGUCCAGAAAGCCUGUGGCGUAGAUCCAGCAUCCGCACCGGCCGUUGUCAAAGUCCUCACUAACUACCUCCGAACCUUCGAUGCCAGCGAUGAGGAUUUCACGACCAUGGAUAAGUAUAAUCCGUACCGGGUGGCUAAUUGUGGAUACUGGUGUCCACCUAGGAUAUCAUCCUUCUUCAUCCGGUGGGGAAUGGAUCUAACCCUAACCGAUGCUGAGUACGCCCAAAUCGCCUCCUUCGAUUUCUCUAUGGGGAUCAUCCUCGGCCUCACAAACGAUUACUACUCCUGGGCCGUUGAAAAGGACCAAGUAACGGACCGGAUGAGGAAUGCUGUCCGCGUGCUUAUGAAUGAGUACAAUGUUCCUGAUACUAUUGCAAAGUCUCUACUUAGGGGAUUGAUAGUGGAUGAGGAGGAAAAGGCGGCGAGGUUGAAGAGAGAGAUUUUAGAUGAUGGACCGAGUGCUGCGGUGAUGCAGUAUAUUGAUGCGAUUGAGUUACGGUAUAUAGGCCCUAGAGACCUGUCUCUACUCUACUUCAAGUUAAUUGCUAGGCGGUUAAUCUAUCAGGCGGUGAAACUAUCGAAUGGCUACUCAAACAGUGUUGCGGAUGCGUGUCUUCAGCAAGUGUCCGAUUCAGAGUCGCGGCUUUGCUCUAUCAUAAACAGAGAUAAAUGGGGUAACAAGCACCGUCGCUAUAAUCCCGAGAAUAUUGAAGGGAUUGUUGGUGUGGCUAUUCUGGAGAGGCUCCCUAAUAUAAAAAGCUCUAAGAUGCGGAUGACCUAUGUCAUGCUCAAGAACUCCAAGCCGUUCGCCACGCCGUGUUUAUUAGACAUUUUGCAAAGAGCAAAGCAGGCGGAAGAGUCGGAAAUAUACCGUGGGGGUGCGGCAAGUCACCCAGCUAAUAAUAUCAUGGAGCCAUGGGAAUCAGACAGACAGCAGUCUCUACUUUGGUCUAAGGUUUUCAAGAAUGACAGAUGGCUUGAAGAGAGUUUCUACCUCUCUGCACGAGUGGCCCACACUGACAGCCUUACUGGCACGACUGGUACAAUGACUGGAUAG
Aspergillus niger is the source of this 1158-nucleotide messenger RNA. RefSeq lists its product as uncharacterized. The coding region runs from base 1 to 1158 and encodes 385 amino acids. NCBI's taxonomy places the organism in Eukaryota, Fungi, Ascomycota, Eurotiomycetes, Eurotiales, Aspergillaceae. The record is from RefSeq and is a predicted model, not a curated record. The transcript is spliced from 7 exons.